AUGAUAUUGGAUAUAUUCAAAACGUCUUCUGGAGCAUCUGAUCUAUCGGCUUCACAAGGAUUUAUUGUAAACGAUGAACCGAUUACCAUUUUUCGGUUGGAACUUGAAAGGCUACAAUUUAUGCUGCAGUUUCCCGAAGAAAUUGCAUUUCAGCUUACUGCAACAGAAUAUCAGCUGUUUUAUUCAAUACAACCAAUGGACUUUGUACGUUACGUAAGCUGUGAAUUGACCUCUGUACCAAUGAUGGAAAAUCCUAGUCCGGUGAAGAAUCUGAUUAAACGACUUUCGGAGGUAAGUUCAUGGAUAACACAUAUAAUUAUCAGUUCUCCCAAUCAUGAUGACAGAAAAGCAGCACUGUUAUCAAUUAUACGAAUGGUCGAUACAUGUUGGAACAUAGGUAACUUUAACGGUGCUGUUGAAAUAUUGAUGGGCUUAAAAAGUGAAAAGUUGCGGCCAUUUUGGUUAACGUUAUCCAGAGAAGAAAAAAAAAGGUUUGAUCAGUUAUGCGAAAUUCUUCUGCCAAGCAAUCAAGCCGCCGCAUCUGGAAUUUACAUAGAAGCUGUACAAAGAGCUUUAAAUAUGCCCCAAUGCCGUGUUAUUCCUUUUUUUGGAAUUUUCCUAAGGGAUCUGUAUGCAAUUGUAAAUGAUAUGCCAAAUGUUGUGAUAAUGGGUCACGAGAGGAAAAAAGAGAAACUUGAGUUUUUGAAUGAUUGCAAUGGAGAAGAUCAUUUCUCAACUCGAAUUGGUGUAGGAGGUCUGCUAAAUGCUGACAAAAUUCAACUAGUUGCCGUUGUACUAGAAAAUAUUGGUGCCUUCCAUAAACAUAUCCGUAAAAUUGUGAAACAUGUUGAUGAUUACGUUGUGACCCAUGCCAACGGAGAGCAGAUAGAAAUUAAGGGCUACGAGCCAGUUCAACCGGUGAAAGGAGGCGCACAUGGGAUCUCUUUAAUUCCGCUGGAUACGUCCCUUUUUGAUUUGGAUACAGUACAGAGAAUGCACCAUGGUAUGACGGUAAUCAAUCAUGAUUUAGCAUCAGGAAGAAGCGUGCUGUGUAUGAUGAAACUUGAUGCAAGUUGCAGCAUUCUGUCGUGGCAUAAAGUCCAUUACGCAAGUGACAAUCAUGAUAAGGAGACUGUUUCCACAAAACCAUCAAAUGACAAGCAAGUGGUACAAACGCAAGAUAACGUUUCAUGCGCUCCGUCACCGACUCCCUCUUCCAGGCCAACUAGCGGAACGACCGUAAAUCUCGAGGAAGGAUUUCUAGACCUUCUUUCUGUUAAAUCUGUAGAACGGAUUGAUUCAUACGACAUAGACGUUGAAACGAUUUAUCGUAAACACAGUUCUGAAGAUAACGCUGUACCUGUAUACUGCUGGGCUAUUACUUAUGGUUCUCAUAUAUCAGAAAACGAGUUUCUUUACUUUAUAGGAUUACAAGAAACUGCUCACUACUGGCUCUCAGGAUUAACAGGAGUAGUUAAACAUCUACGCGAACAGCUGAAACAGCCAGAUAGAAGAGUGUUAUGGUUGAAGAAACUUUACCUACAACUUUACUCUGAAUCAGAAGCGUGUGUCAGUGUUUCAACUAACGAAGGAAAAGGCCUUGGUGGUCCACGGCCAUUAGAUGCGCUAUCAGCAUUUGGAGGUCAAGUUGAUAAAUACCGAGAAUUAACUGAAACUAUGUCAACAAAAACGCAGGGAACAGAACCAGCAACUCCAGACAGUAGUGGCCCAAAAAGCAGGCUUAUGCAAAUGACAAUGGCUGUAACCCGUCGAAUGAGGGGUAAUAGCCGCGACUGUAGUAGGUCCCAAAGUCCCCAACCAGUUUCUUCUUCACUGCGCAACAAGCCGUUGAACAUGUCGAUUAGAAGUCAGGCUUCAAGCCACAGCGGUACUGUUGGACCAAACAGCCCGGCACUUUAUUUAAAACCUCGUUCUGUAGCAGCAUGGAGUGAAGAAGGCGGCGAUGCAGACUCAAUCUGCACCACAAGGUCUCGUUCACCAACUGCUAGUUCUUAUGGUGGUCGCUCGCUUGGUGCUCGUUCAACAAGAUCCUGGAAUCAUACUGGCAAUUUGAGUGAACUUUUAUUCACUCCUCGACCUCGAACUGCUACUAACAGCUCGUUUACCGGUCGAUCGACAGGCGGCCGUUCACUCAGAUCAUGGAAAUCUAAAGGAGGCGAUAUUUCAAACUCAGGUUCUGUCAGCAGCAGUGGUUUUACUUCUAUAAAUACUCAAGUGGAAAAAGAAUAUCACGAAAGACCACUAACAUUUGUAGAGUUUAUCGAACUGUAUAGACUUUUCAGUGCGCGAUUGAGGAAGGACAUCAAAGAUAUUUUUAAUGAUUGCGUUACGACGUUUGGUGUAAAUAGCCAUGUUUCGAAGAAGGAAAAAGAAAGACAUAGUCCAAGGGUACAGUCGAGGCUUGAUUCAACUACCAGUGUCUGCCCUAAUAGCUCUCUUCAUGAUUUUAUUCCUAACGAUGUUUUAACGAGAAAUCGUCUAGCUGCUCAAAAAUUUACGGAGAAACAGCAGAAGAUUUACAAGGCAUUAGCAAUGGCAAGUGUUAAUAGUAUGGUGGAUAUGCAACAAACUCCAUAUCUGACUCCAACAAUGUUGAAGCAGUUCUGUGCUGCUUAUCAAAUGGAACUCAUCGAUGAAAACUAUGCUACUAAAUUAAUUCAGGAACACGAACCAGAUGCUUACUGUCGUAACAAACAGCAGAUGACCUUUGAGGGAUUUGUGCGUUUCUUGAAUGAUUCUCGAAAUUUUGCUUUUGUUCCUGAAGAAAUUGAGGCUGAGUGUGAGACAUUUAAUCAUCCUCUUAGUCAUUACUAUAUUUCUUCAAGUCACAAUACUUACCUUACUGCCCAUCAACUCAAAGGAGAGUCUUCACCUGAAAUGUAUCGACAAAUUCUUCUGACCGGGUGCAGAUGUGUUGAAUUGGACUGCUGGGAUGGCGAUGACGGUUUUCCACAAAUUUUUCACGGGCAUACACUGACCUCAAAAAUAUUUUUAAGACAAGUUUUAGAUGUCAUCAAAAAAAGUGCUUUUAUUACCAGUAGUCUUCCAGUAAUACUAUCGCUAGAAAAUCAUUGUUCAUUACAGCAACAAGCGAAAAUGGCACAGAUGAUUCAGAAUUAUUUGGGUGAUAAAUUAGUGACGAACUUUUUGUUCGAGUCCGAUUACAGUGAUAACCCACAUUUACCAACUCCUUAUCAGUUGCAGUAUAGAAUACUGAUUAAAAAUAAAAAAAUGGUUUUUGAGCCAAGUACUGGUUUAAUAGAAAGAAGUUUAUCAAGAAAUGCACUUCGUGACUUUCCACGGGAUCAAAGCAAAAUGUCUUAUGAAUCAAGCCUUUAUGAAGAUGGCGAAGACGAUGACCUUGAUGAGUUCCUUGACGACGAACCUGAUGAAGAGGAUGACCGCACAGAUAAUGCCGAUAGUGACAAGCGAACAAUGAAACAACCGGAAGAGUGUAAAGGCGAUACGAUGAGUAGUGAUCGUGACAGCAGAAGAGACGGCAGAAACGGCCUGAGCAAUUUCGAUCGAUCAGAUGCUUCGACUGCCGGUAGCCAACAGUUUUUGGCUCCCAAACAAGUGCAGCGUAAACGCAUUGCAGCCGGUCCGUUAGCACCGGAACUUUCAGAUCUCGUCAUUUAUUUACAGGCUGUGAAAUUCAAGGGUUUCCCGAAGCCUACAACCACUGGAGGAGAACUAGAUGAAGCAGAGUCCACACGUCCACCAGGCCCAGUAACACUAAGAACUCGAGCAAAUACUCUGUUGCCCACUCCUUCUCCACGUAGAACGAAAGGUGGACAAAUAGAAAAUAAUCAGAAAUUAAGUACCGACCCAAGUUCUGGUCCUCGGCCAAACGUUAGCGCAUCAUGUUAUCAAGUGACUUCAUUGAAUGAAAAUGCUGCUAGGAAAAAACAUCGUUCAAAGUGCACGGCAUAUUCUCGUAAUCAUGUUGUGCGUACUUAUCCUGGCGGAAUGCGAAUUGAUUCUUCGAACUUUAACCCUACCCAGUUUUGGGCCUAUGGUUUUCAAAUGGUAGCUCUUAAUUUUCAAACUUCUGAUGUACCGAUGGCUGUCAAUACAGCAAUGUUUGAGCAAACGGGAAAUUGUGGUUAUGUUUUGAAACCACGCGUUUUGUGGGAUGAGAAACAUCCUUUAUAUGGACGUUAUAAUCCUGUUUCAAAAGAUCCUUCUUGUUAUUCAGCGAUGAUCUUAACGCUCAAUAUCAUUUCUGGUCAACAUGUCUUUCCUAAACAACCGGUUGGUUCACCAUAUCUUGAAGUAGAAGUGAUAGGGAUGCCGUGUGAUAGUGUGAAAUAUAAGAGCAAGGCUGAACAUCGAAAUGCAGUAAAUCCGAUAUGGAAUUUUCUUUCUGUAUUCAGAAUUACCUGUGUUGACUUAGCUUUUCUAAGGGUUGCAGUAUGCGAUGCAUCCAACGGGAGAUGUUACGCUCAGCGGGUGGUACCAGUAAGAUGUUUACGUCCUGGAUAUCGUCACCUUCCGCUCCGCGACGGAGCAAAUCAUCCUUUAGACCAGUCUAUGUUGUUUCUGUUUUCUAAGUUUGAACAGGAGGAAAUUAUUUAUUUGUUCGACGACAACCAGGACUUCCCUUCAAACUAUGAGCAACAGUUAACAUGGCAAACGUUGAAAGCUGAUCCGGCCGCAAAAGUGGAAAUGAUUCCAGUAUUGAAAAAACAAAUUUUUAUAUUAAAAAUUAUUGGAUUUUAUCCAGAUGACACUCCAAUAAUUGUACGAGUGGAAUCUUCAAGCACUGUGAAAAAAGUUAUUCAGUCGGCGCUGGUUAAAAGUGGGAAGAACAGUGAUGCUGCUGAAGAUUAUGUCUUGAUUGAGGAAAGGGUGAAGUCUCCGGGGACCAGUACCUCAUUAGACAUUUCCGACGGCACAGAAAAUUCAAACCAAAGAAUAUUACCUUCUAACGAACCAAUCAUGGAUGCUGUGGCUUGUUGGAACGGUUUUACUAUGCGGUUUAUAAUUAGGAAAAAAAAUGCUGACCCUGGAAGCAAGGCAUGGAUUUCGUCACUGAUAAAAAGUGGCAGCGGUCAGUCACCGUUGACCACUAACGCUAGUGCAUCACAUCAUGAGUUAAUGACUUACGAAACUGGAGCUCAUUUCAAAUCGCACUCUUCGACACAAAUUUAUGAAAUUUCAGAGUUAGAAAAAAGCAAUGAGACUUUAGGAGCACCUGCAGGCGGGAUACAUCCUCGUGCUCGAUCUAUGGGCGAAACAUUUUUGGUUUGUAUCCAUAAUGUUAGCGCUGAUCAGCCGUAUGCAAUUAUUCGUGCGUGCACCUCGAGCACUGCUGCUGACAUAAUUCAUCAGGUCUUUCUGAAAACUUCCUCAGCUGACCUAAAUUACAAUGAUUACGUUCUUGUUGAGGAAACUGCAGAUAGCGGCAGAUUCGGCACCAAAAAAAUUUGUCUUCCCUCCAGCUUGAGCCGUACAACGUGUCGUGUCCUCAGCCCAGAUGAAAAUGUGUGGAAGGCGCAGAGCAAAUGGAAAAGCGCUGGGCGUUUUGUGCUUGAAAAUCGAAAGCAAACGGUAAAUCAGGCGUUAGAAAAAGUGAGAUCACUUAUUGAAGAAAUGGAAAUUGCUCAAUUAAAAGCAAUUGCUGUCGGCAAAUCACAAGCACUACAGUUUUCUCUCCAGUAG
Molecule: messenger RNA, 5685 nt
Organism: Enterobius vermicularis (human pinworm)
Lineage: Eukaryota; Metazoa; Nematoda; Chromadorea; Rhabditida; Oxyuridae
Source: the annotation of a GenBank genome assembly